UCGAGUUUUUACACAGCGAUUCAGUGUUGUAUCAAAAUUUACGUUAUAAAACGGUUUUUUUCUGCAUUAUAAAAUAUUGUAGGUUCCAAUUUAUAAAUUAAUUUGUAGCUAAAAAUGUCGCUCAAUGCAGAAUCAUUAAAUGUUGAGGAGCAACCUGAAUUCCUUGAAGAAUAUUCAUCAGAUGCAACAACUUACCCCGAAUCGGUAUUGAUUGCGCGAAACAGAUUUUGUCGAUUGUGCCUCAAAAAAUCCGAUAACUUUUUGCUUCCGCUGGUGGCGAAGCUGGAACUUGUAAGCGUAAUGGAAAUGCUGGUUGAUGUGACCGGAAUCGAGAUUGAAGUGAAUCCCUUAUACCCGACAAAAGUAUGCACCGAUUGUAUGACAAAGCUAGACUACGCAUAUUCCGUCCGGCAGGAGUUCUUGAAUAGCUCAGAGCUACUGCUGAAGUUGGCAGUUGAGAACCGACUUUCGGCCUAUUAUGCACAGUUUGACGACAAGGUAGCAGUUGAUAUUCAGAUUUUUAAGACUGAAAUAGAUGUCAUUCCGGAUAUUCCCGAUCACGGAAAUAAAGAGACAGUGAAAGAAGAUGUUGCACAGUCUAGUAAAGGUGAGAACAACGAGGAAGUCGAUCGAAUUACAAUUCCGGAACAGCAAGAAAGCCCAACAAUAACGGCUGAGACUGAAGCAGUUGACCAUUGCGAAGAAUUGGAGAAUGCCAUUCCAGAAGUUGAAAAAGAAAAAUUUGUUUAUUCGUGGAAAGAACUGGUAAAACCUAAAAGAAAGAAAAAAGAGAAACCGAAGAAUCCUCUAACGGGUAUAAAACGGAAGGCAAAAGCGGAUGUCAAGCUGCUGGAGCAGUUUCCGCAAACGACGUGUUACAUUUGCGACCGGUCACACCAAACAUUAGAACAACGGGAUGAACAUCUCAAUAGUCACAUCGGAAUGGUUCCCCAUAGAUGCGAAACUUGCAGUACCGAGGCGGAACCGGUUGUUUCAAAAAGCGUUAUCACCUUAAAUCGACACCGGUUGAUGCACCGCUUGCCCCACAAAUGCGAAUUCUGCUUCCGGCGGUUCAUCUCUAGCGGUAGCCAGUACACGCACGUUUGGAGUAUGCACAUGGGGGACACAGAAGGACUGACUUGUGAUUAUUGUGGCAAGGGGUUCAAUCAAAAGCGAUCCUUCCAGGCGCACGUUCGCCGGCACCGGUACAAAGCGAACGGAAAAUAUAAGUGCAAUGUGUGUGGUGAAACUUGCGGCUCUAGUUUGCUUUUGGUAAGACACAAACGGAAGCAUACCGGGGAAAAGAAUUUCGUUUGCCCUUACUGUUCGAAAUCGUUCAGUCGGGCGUGCAAUCUGUUGACGCACAAACGAAUACACACCGAUGAGCGCUGCCACAAGUGUCCGGACUGCGAAUGUACCUUUCGGAAUAUUGUUACCCUACGGAAGCAUCAGGAGCGUUAUCAUUUGGGCAAAAAUCCAACCUCGAAAAUCGAUCGAAAUCCUUACGUUAUCCUGGAGGACGGCAGAAAGCAAUUCACCUGCAAAUAUGAUGGCUGUGCGUUCACUGCCUACAGCAGCACGUCUAUUUCUCGCCACAAAGCACGACACUCGAAACGGUUUGCCUGCGGGGAAUGUGAUAAACGAUUUGCGGAGCCAAAUCUUGUUCGCCGACAUCAGGAAUCCAUACACAGCGGGAAGAUGCGAAAGGCAAGUUCAAAUCAGGUGACACCAGCAACGGUUUCCCAAUCGGAGGUUGGAAACGAGAUAUCUGUUGAGAUAAUCGAUGAACCACUUAAAAUGGAGCCGGAUUACGAAGUAGAGAUUGUAGAUGAAAUUGGAAGUACAGUCGAAGUGGUUUACACACAAUCGUAGAAUGCAAUAUGGUAAUAAAAUUGGAGGAGAGCUACUAGGAGGAAACCGAGAAUGUGUUUUUUUUGUAGUGAAAUUGGUUGAUUUCUCAUUAGACGUGAAAUGUAAAAAUGGGAUGCUGUUAAAUCCCAACCAAGCUAGUUCUGAAAUAG
Messenger RNA from Topomyia yanbarensis, 2021 nucleotides. RefSeq names its product zinc finger protein 502-like. The transcript is spliced from 2 exons. Gene Ontology annotation, cellular component: nucleus. Lineage: Eukaryota; Metazoa; Arthropoda; Insecta; Diptera; Culicidae. Gene Ontology annotation, molecular function: zinc ion binding; DNA-binding transcription factor activity; RNA polymerase II cis-regulatory region sequence-specific DNA binding. Gene Ontology annotation, biological process: regulation of transcription by RNA polymerase II. The record is from RefSeq and is a predicted model, not a curated record. The coding region runs from base 115 to 1872 and encodes 585 amino acids.